Molecule: messenger RNA, 942 nt
Organism: Lachancea dasiensis
Lineage: Eukaryota; Fungi; Ascomycota; Saccharomycetes; Saccharomycetales; Saccharomycetaceae
Source: the annotation of a GenBank genome assembly
AUGCCAUCAACAGAAGAAGUCAUCGAAAAUACAGAGUCAAUUGCUUUUGAAGAACCAGCGAGCUCCCAUGUCUUUAAUCUAGAUGGUUUUCUUUCACCAGACGGUCAAUCAUCCGCCCUACUGAUAUUGAAUCAACAGAUUCUGAUAGCGGGAGUGUUCGAGAAACUUUGGAGGAACUACCACCUACACGUAUGUGCAGAUGGAGGCGCUAAUCGGUUAUACGAGUACUUCGAGGGCAAAGAGGAAUCACGUCUGAGCUUUAUACCCAACUAUAUCAUUGGUGACAUGGACUCCAUUCGGGACGAAGUCCUGCACUUUUAUUUAGAGCACGGAGCUAUUGUUGUAAGCCAGUCAUGGCAGAACUCAACGGAUUUUAUGAAGAGUCUGCAGCUCAUUUUCCUUCAUUUUCACUAUCCAGAACUACAAAGGAUGCUUAAGACCAAUGACUUUGCCCAUAAUUAUGGUAUCGAUGACUGUCACGGCAUCGAAACAAUGUACAAUAAAGAGCGAGCAAGCUGUACGAUGCACGAUAUCGAUCUUCUAGUACUCAACGCAAUUGAUGGGCGCUUCGACCAAACGGUACACUCUAUUUCGCAGUUGUAUUCCGCUUCCAAGACUGAUCCGUAUUAUAGAAUGUAUUUUUUGACCGCAACCGACCUAAUUAUGCUUAUACCUACUGGCGGUGCUCUGAUCAGGUACAGUAAAGAGUUUAAAGCCAAUUGCAUUAAGAACUGUGGUCUUUUACCCCUGGGGGGUCCGACGACCAUUAACCGCACCAAAGGCCUUAAGUGGGAUGUUCUCAAUUGGAAAACGAGUAUAUUUGAUGGCAAGGUUAGUAGUAACAAUAGAUUCUCCGGUGAGACCUGCUGUUUUUUUGACGUUCAAGACCCGAUUGUUUUAAGCAUCGAAGUAGUGCUGAGCAAGAUAAGUAGCUUCAUAUGA